Messenger RNA from Nymphaea colorata (pocket water lily), 4841 nucleotides. RefSeq lists its product as uncharacterized. The coding region runs from base 3625 to 4629 and encodes 334 amino acids. Gene Ontology annotation, molecular function: protein dimerization activity. The transcript is spliced from 3 exons. The record is from RefSeq and is a predicted model, not a curated record. Lineage: Eukaryota; Viridiplantae; Streptophyta; Magnoliopsida; Nymphaeales; Nymphaeaceae.
ACAACCAGCUAAAUAUGGGCUCCAUAUCUGUAUUGAUCCACCUCCUUCCAGGCGAUCUUCCUAACUUCUUAAGAACCUGCAUCAUGCAGUUACAGCUAGAGCCAUUGGUCACUCUUGUCAAUGUCACUAGAUAUAGAUCAUACAGUUUUGUCACUUUAAUGUAUGGGAGGGGGUGAUUGUUUCCCCCUUCCACUAUCAUCAUCCCCCUUGAUGUCUAGGGACGGAGAGAGGUGACACUGGCUAACCUGCCUCUUGUAUGAAAAAAGCCUAAGUGGGUGUUUGGAUGACACCCUCCUCUAACCCAAUUUUGUCAAAACUACAUUUUGUGGAAAACCAAUUUUUUUAUUGAGUUUUAGAAACUUUGUUUUGUUUUUUUUUUUUUUGGUGACACAGCCAAAAUCUGGUUUUUGAAUAGCCUAAAGGGCGCAGAUUUUUCGUUCCCUUUUACAAAACCAGGUUUUCUUGAAACCCAGCUUUCAUAACACCCAAACACUCCAAAAACCUGGUUUCGAAGUGUCAUCUAAACACCCCCUAAAUUUUCUAUUGCCUAAUUUUAGUGUACCUAUCAGCCAUUGAUUUUUCACAUCCUUAAAAACACUUAUUGGCACUAAGUACCUAUUUUAAUGUAUCCGGUCUGACCCUAAUUUCCAUAAUGGAAAACUAACCUUUCAAUCAUGCUUAUGACUACUAUCUUGAUGUGCAAAAAUUGAGUACCAACAAGGUUAUUGCAUAAUUUCUGAAGCAGUUCCACCUGAUGAGAGAUUGAUUUUAUUACUAUAUCAACAGUUUAUGAUGUAUUUGCUGUCAUUAAGUAUUAAGCCAGCUAAGAUGAUAAUAAACGAACCAUACUAGACUAAAGAUGCCCAUAUUGUUGGAUUCAAUAUUUCAUUUGUUCAUCUACCCAAACAAGAUCUAAUGCUAUAUAAAUACAUACAUACAUAACAUUUGUCACAAAUAUUGUUCUCGAAUUUUUAACAAUGAGAUUUUUCUUGGGUAUCCUUCGGCAAAUUUGUUUUCUCAGGAAAAUCUCAUGAAAAAAAUCGGAAACUUUAGAAAAUAGAAAAUUCCAAGAAAUUAGGUAAAAAUAAAAUAAAUGAAACUAAUGAUCAAACAUAAAUCAAACUAGAUAAAAUUGACAAAAAGAAUGCUUUAAUGAUGAUAAAAAUGAUGAAAAAAAUUUAUUUGAAGUUCAAAUUUGAAUGAAUGAUGGUAUUAACUUAAAAAAAUGACAAAAAGAAUGCUUUAAAAUUUCAGAUGCAUGAUAGACGCUUGCCUAGGUCAUGUGGAUAAUUCAUUGUGAAUGGGAGUGUGCUGCCUUAGUGUUAGGAAUGCUAUUCCAGGUGCUUUGAUGCAAAUAUAUCAUUAUGGUUGCUAUUUGUGGUUGUUGUCUGCUGGAAAUGGGAAGUUAAUUGGAGAUGUGCUUUUAGAUGCUCUUGGAACCUUAGUUUAUAGGGAUGUCAACACUUCCAAGUUCCAACCAGGUGUACUCUUAACCAUAUCCAUCUUUUCGGAUGUUCACAUAUUUAGAUUCAAAUUCAAACUCACAUAUGAAUACAAAAAGAUGCAUCUGAAUCCGAAUUUCACGAUCCAAAUCUGAUAUUUAAAGAUGCAUCCAAAUUCGAAUCCGAUUUUUAAACUGAAUCCGGACCACAUUACCAUAUGAUUUAUAAGGACAUCAGAUAUAGGAUGUUUGUUUAAAACUAAAUCAGAUCGAAUCGGAUCAGAUAGUUGUGCUGAAUCCGAAUCAGAUUGAAUCUCAUUUCUUAUAUCCAAUGUUGUACGUAUUGUACGAUACGACCCCGUCUCGUACGAUACGUAUCGUCUCGUUUGAAAAAAACGGUACGAUACACCCCCGUAUCGUAAAAAGGGGGUGUAUCGGCCCUGUAUCGCACGUAUCGUACGAUACGAGGCGAUACACUCCGUAUCGUAUGAUACGGCCUAAAAACGCAAAAAGGGGCCCGAGACCUGCUUAUUCGGCUUCUUUUUGAAAUUUUUCUUCCGUUCUUCAUUUCUAACGCUUGGAUAGUGCCGUGAGGGAGGGCGAUCGUUCAUUUUCACCGUGAAAAACUUGAUUUUCAUCGUCAAAUUGAAGAUUAAGUGGUCGAUUUGUGCGUGGGUGCUUGAUUUUCGUGGGAAGGAAAGGGGUUUUCUUCAUUUCAGACAUUUCUUCUUCGUAAGGUAUGAAAUCUCAUGUUCUUACCAUGUAUUCUUAAUUUUUUACCGUAUAAUCGUAGAUUGGAAGACUUUGAGUGUUUUUCAUUAAGUUUACCAUAGGAUUUCGUUUUUUUUUUUGAAGAUAUGGAUCCUACAUGGCAAUGGUGCGAAAGGGUGAAGGAGAAUAACCGUUUGAAACUCAAAUGUAGCUUUUGUGGGAAUACACUUUCAGGAGGGAUUAUUAGAAUGAAACACCAUUUGGCAGGGACCUCCAAAGAUGCGUCUCCUUGUGUUGGAGGACCAAACAAACCUUUGCCUCCAUUUGUGCGUCAACAAUGUUUAGAUAUGCUUCAUGCUUUACGUCAAAAGAGAAUACAAAAAGAAAUUGAAGAUGCAGAUGUAGGAUAUAAUGUGCCUUUGGAAGAUGAAGAAGAAGAGGAAGAAGCUUAUGAAUGUGAUGAUGAAGACGGUAGCAGCCUAAGAACAGAUUUGGAGACCUCAAGAGGCAGAGAUCGUAGAGGAAAAGGAAUUACGUAUGAAGGAGGUCGAUCUGGCAUAACGGGAAGGAAGAGGAGAGGCACAACAGAUAUUAGGGCCAGGCGUGGUAUGCGACGACCUAGUGGUAGAGUUUCUACUGGUAGGUCUAGUGUUGGCUCUAUUAAGAGUUUUUUCCCUUCAUAUACCAGCCCAGGUGGUCAGCCGCAGAUUCGUGCUGCUAUGACAUCUAAAGAUAUGCUAUAUCAUGCACAAAAGCAGGUAGGGAAAUGGUUUUAUGAUGCAUGUAUUCCAUUUAAUGCAGCUAAUUCUUUUCAAUUCCAAGCCAUGGCAGAUGCAAUUGCUUCUAUAGGCCCCGGAUUCAAAAUGCCAUCAUAUCAUCAGUUGAGGGGCAAAAUUCUUCAGGAUACAGUCAAAGAAGUGUCUGAGCAUUGCGAUGAGUUGAAAUUAUGUUGGAAGGAAACAUGUUGCUCCAUUAUGUCAGAUGGUUGGACUGAUACAAGGUCAAGAACACUUGUAAAUUUUAUUGUUUAUUGCGCUAAAGGUACAAUGUUCUUGAAAUCUCUUGACUUGUCUGAUGUUCCUAAGACUGCUGAGAUUUUAUUCAAUGUUUUUGAUAAUGUCGUACAAGAAGUUGGACCUGCAAACGUUGUACAGUUUAUUACAGAUAAUGCUGCAAAUUAUAGAGCUGCAGGAGAUUUGUUAUUUCAAAAGUAUAAAACAUUUUAUUGGAGUCCAUGUGCCACUCAUUGUGUUAAUCUAAUGCUUCAAGAUCUUAAUGAGAUGCAUGAUAUGAAAUCAGCCAUUGACCAAUGUCAAGAGGUAACAAAAUUGAUCUAUAAUCAUGCAUAUGUAUUGAGUUUGAUGAGAAAAUUUACAAAAGGAGUUGAAUUAAUACGACCUGCACAAACUAGAUUUGCCACAAAUGUAUUGACUGUGAAGAGUGUGGUGAAACAAAGAACUCCUUUGAGAUAGAUGUUUGCUAGUGAAGAAUGGGCUGCAUAUCCACAUGCUCAUAAAAGAAAUGCUUCUUUAGUUGUGGAUAUUAUAUUCAAUAACGUAUUUUGGGAAUCAUGUGUGAAGCUAUUGAAGGUUUGUGUUCCAUUAGUUAAGGUUCUCAGGUUGGCUGACAGCGAAGACAGACCUUCCAUAGGGUACUUAUAUGAGGAUAUGGACAAAACAAAAGAGGCAAUUCGAGACAACUUAAAGGAAAAGAAAAAGUUAUAUAUGCCCAUUUGGAAGAUUAUAGAUAAAAGGUGGACUGGACAGCUUCAUCAACCUCUUCAUGCAGCAACUUAUUAUCUAAAUCCUGCAAUUAGAUUUUCUCCUACAUUUAAGAAAGACAAAGAAGUUAUGCAUGGUUUGUUAGAUUGUAUUAAUGUGUUAGUGGAAGAUUCUACAGAACAAGAUGCUGUGCACAAUGAGUUGGAUCUAUAUGAUAGUUGUUUUCGGAACAUGGGACUACCUGCCGCCGUUCGAGCCAGGACAACGAUGCGUCCAGAUUUGUGGUGGAAUAGGUAUGGGUUUGAUUGUCCAAACCUAGCACGUUUUGCAGUCAAAGUCCUCAGCCAGACAUGCAGUGCUAGUGGAUGCGAAAGGAACUGGAGUGUGUUCCAACAUAUCCAUAGCAAAAAAAGGAAUAGGCUCGAACAUAAAAGGUUGAAUGACCUUGUCUUUGUUCGAUAUAAUAUGAGGUUGAAACAAAGAGAAUUAGAAAAAUCAUUAGCAAGGAAGCACACAUCUCAGUUCGAUCCUAUCAGCUUGGAAAAUUUUGACGAUCUAGAGCCAUGGAUUGAAGAAGAACCAGCUACAAUAUUUGAUGAUGAAGAUUUUGAAUGCUUCAACCUUGAAGCUGAAGCAACAGAAGGCUUUGUUGAUGAAGGAGAGUCUGCUACUGCGGGUGUUGGUGCUGAAUAUGUUGGUGAAGAUCUUCCAAUUCUUGACGAUGAAGAAGAAGAUGAAGAUGAAGAUUAUGAAUGAUGAAUCAUGAAUGAGAGUCAAGUCAAGAGUGCUUUCAUUUUAUAUGUAUCAAAAACUUAAAGAGUUAUGAAUCUAUGGUUGUUGAAGUGUUAACACUUGAUUGAAUGUUUUAUCAUUUAUGACUUUAUCACUUUAUGGCUUAUGGCCUUAUGCUUUGUUGAAUGAUAUUGUAUUAUUGUUAUGAAUUUUGAUGUUUAUGAAUGAUGAACGCG